UUCUCCCACACACCCACCAUGGCGCACCUCGGCCAGGGUCUCCGCCUCUCCGCUGCUCCCGCCCUCUUAUCAGUUACGCUCACUAUGCAUGGGGAAGUUCCCGCACUCUACACCUGGCGACACGUCCACUGCAUGACCAGGGCGGGAGUAAAUGCCCCAUGUGACACGUGGAGGUGGGGCGGGGCGGAGCGGAGAGGAGGCCAGUAUGCCCCUGACUGUGGUGGAGGGAGGGUGUGUGUGAGUGUGCGUGGCAGUGCCGCUGGUGUUUCCCGCUUGCCUACCUUCCUACCAACCUUCCCUCACACCUGAGCUGUCUACCUCACGUGCCCUCAUUGCUUCUUUCUGGUGGCGGUGCUCUGGCCGGGCUGGUGUAGCUUCCCUGUAGUCUGUAGCCAUAGAGACGGGUUUUUCAUCUCGCCACGCUGUCCGCCUCGCCUUCCCAUGUAAGGAUCUGGCCCCCCCGUGUCUAUGGGCCGAAGCGAAGCCGAUGUGAGUUGUCGGCAGCAGUUGAGGUGGAUCGUCUGAGGUAAGAUGGCAGCGGUGUGCAGAGCGGAACACAGUGGCGGUAGGCGGCGGAGCCUUACCUGGCGGAGCUCCGCCGAGUGACUUUUCCCUCAGGAAACAAUUGCGUGGAGGCCGAUGACCAGGGAACUCCAAGCACGAUACCCGAGAGUGUUGUGAACUGUGGAAGAACGAGUCGCUGGCCGGCCGUCGGCGGUGGGCCGGCAUGAUGGGGUGAAUCGGCCGGGACCUCGCAACGCCGCCAGCUGGGCGGGGCCGGGUCAUGCAGUGCGGGACGGGGUUCCCGGGGAAAGGGGGCAGGGGGGGCGAGGUCGGGGGGAGUGGCCGGGGCCCUGACGGAUGGUGAUCCCAUGUGUGCUGCUCGUGGCGGCCCCCAGGGGGAUGUCUGCCACCCCAGUAGCGCUCCAGGGCAACGCCCCCCUCCGGCCGCUAUGCAGGCUCCGGCAUCAGCCCGGAGUCUGCCAGGGCCUGGGGGCGGCGGGAACCCUUCCGGCCACCUGACCAAACCCUCGCCCCGCCCCCUUCACCUGCAGCAACUGCCGGAGCGCUUCACCCGGCUGGGGAGGUCCCCGGACGCCGAGAAGCCCGACCGAGUGUGGACGGUGCGGGGCGAGACUGGUACUGGGCCGAAAGGUCCGAAUGAUGUCAUCAUCACCGACAUCUGCCUCAAUCACAACCCGAAGCUGAGCCUCAACACCAGCUCCGUCCGGGCCCGCCAGCACCCAACACCCGACAUCCAGCAACUCUCUGUCGUCGACCUUCAAAAGCAUGCAACUCAGGGCCCCUUGAGUCCCCGCCGCCCGUUGUCUCCCACACAGCCUCAACCGGCCACUCAGGACACUCAGGAGCUCAGAUGCAGCUUUUUCGGAGCAGCUCGAUCCUUCUUGGGGCGUCUGGUGGCUUCCAUCCGGAGUGGUGAUCUGUGUGGCGGCCAGGGGGAGGGGCACCAGCCCGAACCGGAAAGGAGAGAGGAGGCUGAGGUGACGGACGACCAGCCAGAGCAAGUCCCAGCAGAAGGACAUGACGCCACGCAGCGACUGGUGGAGACGCAGGAGACGCCGCGCGGCUACGACAACCCAGUGGCGUCCUCGUCGCCUAUGACGUCCGCUGCGGGCCGGAUAGUGACGCCAGAGGUGGUUGUGACUCCUGAGAAGAGCGCCAGAAGGUCCCGGGCGUCGUGGGGGGUGCUGAGUGACCUGGCGACGCAGCAGAACUCAGCAGGUCCGACCUCCUCCUCGUCGGCGGAUCCGAUCUACAGCAGCCCCGGGGCCGCCUCGCACCUGCAGCCCCCCACAGAGGGCGGCAGGGAGCUUCGGGCUGUUCGCUCUUUGCUGGACAUUCAGAGGGAGAAGGAACGCGCUGAGCUCCACCCCGCGCGCUACCAGGACGAUCUACGGGUCCUCUACAACAUAUACAAACGGGAGUUGGUGUCGCAGCUUGUGUACCGCGAGGCCGGCCAGAUCUUCCAGCGGGAGGGGGCGGUGGGGGAGCCGCCGCCCCUGCGCCGCGUGAUUGGCUCCCCCUCGAACACCGUCACCCAGGACGACUUGAGGGCGCGGGAGUCGAGGAAGAAACUCAUUAGAAAGAUAGCCUCCCUGCGGCCGGUGGUGUCCCCGCGCGGGCUGGAGCCGGAGCCGUGCUGGGAGGAGAGUGAGUUCGUGCAGUCGUGCCUUCAAGCCCACAACUUGUACCGUGCCCGCCACUCCUCCGCGCCCCUCACCCUCUCCAACAAGCUGUGCGGCAUGGCCCAGGAAUGGGUGAACCACCUGGCCCACACCGGCACCCUCAGGCACCGCGGCGACCCAGAGCUUGGCGAGAAUCUCUUCUGCAGGAACACGGCGCUCAUCCUGCGGGGCCGCACCUCCGUCAUGCCCGACAUCACAGGGGAGGAAGUGGCCGCCUAUUGGUACAGCAGCGUCCGGCAGUACAGAUUCAAUAGGCCGUCCAACAAACUACAGGCCAGUCAGGUGUUGCCAGCUCUCCCCCACUCACCGAGGUCCUCCCGCGCAGGCCCGUUCACGCAGAUGGUGUGGCAGAGCAGCCGCGAGUUCGGGGUGGGCAAGGCGAGGAGCAGGUCGGGCAAGGUCAUCGUGGUGGCACACUACUCCCCGCCAGGUAACAUAGAAAACGACUUCAAGGAAAACGUGCACCCGCUCAACACGCGCGCCCUGGCCGCCGAGAUCCUGGGGCGGCCUCCUCCCGCGGCCGUGAUGGAGGGCGCGGACGGGCCGGCGGUGGAGCGGGUGAUGCGCGUGCUGGCCGCCCAACCCCCGCGGCUCACGGGACGCAACGCCACCAAGGUCAUCGCCGCCCAUCUCCUCGGACACACGGUCACCCUGGUGAACACCCCAGACGAGGAGCUGCAGGUGGUCAUCAACAGGCCCAGGCAGGUUGGUCGUAGGAGGGGGGCAUUUAAACGAUCUUCCUCGGACGCAGGUCGCACACCGUCUGAUGCCUCUUCCACAAAUGUCCUCGCUGGUCUCCCCGAAUUGUCGUGCUGUCCUACGAGCUUCAGGCUGAGAGCAAGGGCAUCUGUAUCACCUGCAGACGUCCAGUCCAGUGUGAUUCACGAGGCUUCUGAAGGCAGUGAUCGUGAGAGCGAAUUUGCGAGUCCCUCCAGAAACAGGCUUCCCCCUUUGAGUGCGGAAGGCUCUAAGGAAGGAGCUGAAGAGAGCCACACGGAGGUUAUUGAACUUCAGAGGGGAGAUUUAGGAACUCCUCCGUCGGAUGUUGAGGUGAUCAGUUCCUUAAGCGUGAGUGCCAGUCCCAAAUAUUCUUCAUCUAGAUCUAAGAGACCUCGGUUAAAGAAAACGGGACAGUCGGACCCUAACAAUUCAGACUCUAGUACAGAUCUUGAGGUCAUUAGAAGAGAGUCCUUUGAUUCUGUGGAUUCUCAGUCGCACCCGGAGCCCAGACCUAAGGGGGUGCGGCAGGACUCGGUUGCAAAGGAAAACACAAAGACACCUCGCGAUGGAGCGGCAGAGCCUGGCAUAAACAAACAGAACAUGGGCCUGAAGCUCCCGUUCGAAAUAGGCGACGCUGAGUACGGACGCUUGAACUACUACGCACUUAGUCCCAUGCGAUACUAAGUGACCCUCAGUCAUGAACUCCGUGAACAUUUGACAGAGGGGUAUACGAAAAUAUCAUUUAUCGAAUCGAUAUAAUUAUGUUAACUUCUUUCGAAGCGUAUUUCACUUCAUAGUGUGUGAGCGAGUGAGACCAAAGUGAGACUGAAUCAAAUUUCCAGGUGAAAAUAAGUCAAAAGAAAGUGAUCAUGGUGGUGGUUACUGAUGUGAUAAUUUCCAGAGUGUUGCUGUUGUUGUUAGAUGAGAAACUUGUUAUUACGUGCCUGAAAUGUGCCAAGCUAGAGCCUUUCUUCGUGGUCUCGGAAGGCAAGGUUUUGUGGCAAGCAUCCCUCGUGUCUUUUGAUUUAUAUCUUCCAUUUCCGUAGAGUAAUACUUGCCCCCACGUGUAUAGGUGCAUCCCACAUUAUCUCAACUCCCUCAACCAUGUGGAUGAUGUUUGCCAUGAAAGACAAGACUUGCCGUGCACGCUUCUCUAUGCAAUACAAAUUAUUCCUGUAUGAAGCUGAUCAACAGUUUGUAACUGCCUUCGCGACCUCCAGAUGUCGGUUUGUAAACAAUGAAUCACGUGUAUAAUUAUAUUUUCGUCGUGAUUCGCAUUUAAUCGGUUCUUGAAUAUUCUCAAAAUAGACCUAAGUGGUAAAUCUCCAGGCUGUUCAAGGUGCUUCAUCAUUUACCUGUAUAGAUUCAUUGUAUAUUUAUUUUACUCAUCAUUACAUUUACUCCUUACGGGAUGCCAGACCAUUAAGGCGCAGGUGACAUGUCUUACCUGUGUCCGUCAGGUUGGGUCGGAGUGUCAUCAUAUUUUCCUGCACAGACACAUUUCAGUUUUGCCAGAUCAAAUGUAUCUGAGGAUCAAACUGAUACUGUUAUUACUGUUAUUCUUGUUAUUCAGUGUAAGAUAAUUAUAUUAAUCUUAUUUCAGUAUUAAACAGUACAUGGGUUGCCUUAUACACAUAUGAAUGCGACUCUUAAGCACAUAACAAUAAUCAACCGACGGUGUUUGUUUUGGGCCACGUAACGAUGAGUCGUUGGGUGCUUAAGUGAGAGUGAAUGACGAAGACAACCACUGCUACAGCCACCAAUAAAUCAUUUAUCAUUAUUAUGUCUUAAAGAUUAUUUUGACAACUUACUUGAGGCUGUGUUCGUUCAUAUCAUAGUGUACUACAUGUGUUACCUUUAGCUUUAUUUUCAACAGUAUUUUUUACUGAGUAAUUGUUUCAUUAUUUUGCACUCGUGCGUGUGUGCCGCGCCGCCAGGCUGGUGAUGUGUGGAGGCUGCGGGGGAGGGGGCUGGGGAGGGCAGACUGCGGGGACGAGGAAGGAAAUGUUCACAGCACUAAAUUUUUUUGGAUAUGAAAUUGGUAUAGCAACGAUGAUUUGUAAAAGGUAUUCAGCCGUAAAAUAUCUGAGGUGAGGAUGUACAAAGAACCUUGACCAAAGCAGGUAAAAGUUGCUUCGGUUUUGUAAUAGUGUACCGUAAGAAUAUAUGAUAUCAAAGAACGUAAAUGCUACGCCCCAGCCUCGUGAAACCAGCUAACUAAUAAAGAAUAAGUAAGCACACACACACACACACACACACACACACACCGGACGGAGCAGAGAUACAUGGGCAGUCUCCCUUGACCCGUGCCCCUGUCCACCCAGCAGUGAGUGGCUACCGGGAGUCAGGCAGGGUCGUGUCCCACAUCCCGGGUGGUGGUCCGGCUCCUGCAAUGGCGGGUAACUCAAGGGUGCAAACCUAGGCCCCCAAACCUGGCCUCGGCUAAACAAGCAGUAAUGCAAACGGACAAGGAUCUGCAUAAAGCAAGGGAAGUCGAAAGACAAAAAUGAGUCGUAACACACACACACACACACACACACACACACACACAGACACACAUCUGUUAUCUCGCCUUCUCAUCUGAAAAGUUACUGUCACAAACAACACGCUGGUCAGAGCUGAGUGUAUAUGACGCUUCCAGAAACCUGAUAGUCAAGAAAAUUAAUGUAGUAAAAAGAAAUUUUAGUUUCUCUAAAUUUAAAUCUUGCCGAAACGGUGGACAGUAAAAUAAACUUUAAUUCCAUGUAAUUGAGUAUGCCAGCUGCUCUGCUCAUGAACCACCACGGAAAGCAAAACCCGAGGUCUCGAACUGCGAGGCGUCCUUCAGUGUGCCGUGAACCGGAGGUCCUUAUUCGGCGAAUUCGUUAUGACUCACAGAUUGUUACUUUGCAAACACUGGAAGAUGAUCAGUAGUGUUUUCGAUUUUAUUUUAUUUAUGUAUUAAAAUAAAGCGUGUAUUGCUCACCAUCUACGUGAAAUGAAACACUGAAUCACUAACUACGGAUAGAAACUACACUGGUGGCCUUACGGGUGGUGCUCAAUACUCUCCAGUACUGCUUCAGAGGAAACAUUUGAAACAUUUAAUAGUAGUCAUGGAAAUACAGUUUAUCUGAUUUACAACUGUGGAGGUUGAAUUUUCAACCACAUAUAUUUCACCUAUUACGAGUUUAUUUCACAGACCAUCAGCCCUGACUAUAAUUUCUAGGCGCCACCAGUGCCCAAGCGGCCUUAGCAUAGUGUGUUUGAAACCUGAAUCAAAUGACCAGUUCCAGUUGGGCUUCACGCAGAGGAUUUUCUUUCCCCGUGUGCUGCUAGAACAGUGUGCCUCCAUCCUGUGGUCGGUGGUGUGAUUGUCUCCUUUGCAGGUAGAUCAAACAGCAAAAAUGUACCCUUGAUAUCAUUAUCACAGUAACACUAAUCAAAUGUAGACUCAAACCUACAAAUUAAUGAUGUUUAUAAGAGGUGGUGUUGUGUGAAGUAUUCAUAUUCAAGAUUAUUGUCUCGUUAAGUUUGUAAUAAUGAUUUGUGAAACGUUACCUGUUGUUCAUAGUCUCGUUAGGUCUUCGGUUGCAAGGGGAGAGAAUGAAAGCGUGUGUGCAUAUGUCUGUUACUAAGUCGUCAGGGUGUCCUUUAUGUACCCUCAUGGAUAUACAUUUAAUGGGAAUACAAACAUCAAUAACUAAAUUUGUUCCAGUCUCUCAGGGUUGUGCAGUGUGAAGCAGGGAAUAAAUUUUGUUAAAUUCUAAAACUGAUGCAGUCUCUUCUGCAGGGAUGCUGUGUUAGUUAUUGCUCCAUGACCCUGACUAGCAAACAUUAAUUUGAGUGAAAUUAUCAAGUGGAGAUUUCUAAGUACCUUGCCAAUACUCAAUAUAAUUAAAAAUAUUAACUAUAUCAUCAUCUGAACUCCACUUGUAUGCUUCAUGUCUGUAUGAAUAUCCUCUCAAAGUUUUUGUUAUAUUUUUCAGUCUGGCUGAGACAAUUUUGAAGUAAUCAAAAUUUACAUGGUGUGAUUUCAUUCUCUAAGCUUCUCAAAGUAAUUAAACAUCAUUCAUAAAGCUCUAUACAGGCAGCCAUUCCACUGUUAGUUGAAGAAUUUAAUACAUGUUAUAUUUUGUAAAAUUUGCUUUAUAUAAGCAAGCAUAUAGUAAUUUUGAUAUAUAAGGCACAUAAUUUCCUCACAGUGUUUGCCAGCACCUGAGAGUCAGCGUGCCUGGCGGUGGUGAUGGUUGUGGCGGUGAAGGUGAGGGGGGGUGGGGCAGGAGACUCACCGGACCCAGAAAAGACAACUUAAGAAUUUCCAAAACUGUUAUCCCAUAAAAAUUAAGCAAACCUUGUUCAUGUUCACAUUUGUUUAUGCAUUUCCUAGUUUGAUAUGUUCCUUAUCAAUAAAACAAAGAAUUUAACGUGUGUGGGAAUCCCUUGCCAGAGUGAAGAGGAGGUCACUCUCCAUCUCUCAUCUUCCUUCUUAAUAUCUCUGUCUCUUCUUUCAUUCUUUAUUCUCUCUUAAUGUAACUCUGUGAUUCAAAUAUUUCCUUCGGGGCAAAUUUACUCAUAGAUUGAAAGGUUUUAAGAAAUGUAAGAAAUGUAAGAAAUGCAAGUCGUUUCGGCGAACCCAAGGUACGGGUUUAGGGUCUGUCGCAGGCUUUUGUGAGAAAUCUUGCCCGGACAGCCGUUGGACUGAAGAACCGCCGCUAGUUGGAAGGAGAAUCUGCCAGGUUGAGGAAUAGGAACGCUGGGGAUGGGUAAGCCACCGUGAGGGGAAGGGUGGGAUCUGGGAGACAUUUAUUCUAUUAUAAGUCAAUAUAUAUGCUAUUGAUCAAAGAUAAUUUAUCUUAGAAAACGGGGACGCACUAAAGUCUUGCCAUUGCUAUACUGGAAGGAUGAGGGGAACGUGCUGUAUGCUGAACCAAAUGUUCAUUAAAGUUGAAACCUCAAAUGUUUGCUAAACUGUUAAAAAAUAUUACCAACCAAUUUAGGAAUUAUCUUAUAUUUAGUAGCGGUUUUGUAUUUUACCACUCUUAUUUUGCAUCAAAAGACAAGGUGAAAAGUUGAAAAUAGUUUCAGCAGAGAAAAAUGAAAAAAAAAAAGGAAAAGCCCUAGGGUUAGUAGAGUUAGCAGGGAGUGCACCCAGACACCCGGGCCCAAGGUGUACAAGGUUGUGGCGCUGCCCAUCAGGGUGAGAAGCACCAAGGGAGUUUUUUGUUGGUCUUUGGUUUGUUUUUUACUUCCCAAUUAAAUUUCUGGCAAUCUGAUUUUUAUUAUACUGUUUCUCGCCAAGUUUUAAGGUUGAUCAUGUUGUUGGUCAAAUCUGUACUGUUUUGUUUCUUGCAAUUCCUUUAUCUUCAGUAUUAUUUAUUUGUUGCUUCUUUUACACUGGUAGGUUCCAUUGUUUCCCAGCACUAAAAGUAAAACUGGGAAGAAAAAUUAAUUGAUCAGAGAGGUAACUGAGGGUCAUGCUGAAUAAACACAAGGCAAUAACCUCACCAUUUAGUCUCUUUGGUACACCACUUUUUUAUGAUAAAGGAAACAGCUGCAAGGGCCUACACAUGGCAGCUCCUUUAGAUGGGUUAUUCACCAUACAUGUAUUUCUUCCCAUCCAUAAAUAUAUCUAACUUUAAUUAAAGGUUUCAACCAUGUUUGCCUCAGCUACAUGCCUGUUCACUUUACUCCACUCGUCCAUUACCCUGUUCAUGAACCAGUUUUUCCCUAUUAUUUUUCUGAACCUAAAUUUUUCCAAAAUUUAUCCCUUAAACAAAUAGAGUGGCUUGGAGGCCUUCAUCUUUUUGGAAUACAGGGGCCUAGGUGGCUUUUCCCAGCACUGGUCAUAGGUGGCAGGCUCAUCCAGCGUGUAGCAUCGAGGGGCCCCGCCUCAUAGUCUGGCCCCCAGCAGAAAUGGGUCAGGGUUGCAGGUCCCACUUCAGGGGUUGGACUAAAUACUAGUGGUGUGCAGGGACACAGGAUCCCUUAGAGGGGUUGGACUAAAUACUAGUGGUGGGCAGGGACACAGGAUCCCUUAGAGAGGUUGGACUAAAUACUAGUGGUGGGCAGGGACACAGGAUCCCUUAGAGGGGUUGGACUAAAUACUAGUGGUGGGCAGGGACACAGGAUCCCUUAGAGGGGUUGGACUAAAUACUAGUGGUGGGCAGGGACACAGGAUCCCUUAGAGGGGUUUGACUAAAUACUAGUAGUGGGCAGGGACACGGGUUUCUUUAGAGGAUAAAUUCCCUGGCCACCACUACAACUUAAAAUAUAAACUGAUAGGGUCGUGAUAUAUUAGUUAUGGGUGAGAUACAGUUGGAUGGGAAUUCAUAAUAGAGAAUGAAUAUAUCCAAGUACCAUGCCCAUGGGUCCCCAUGCUCUUGAUAAAAUCAUUUAAAAUGAUCCACUUAGAAGAUACCACUACGUAUGACAACUUUUUGAUGCAAUCUGAACUCUCCCAUCUUCAAGGAUUUCUAGUAAAGCAAAUGAAACUUGUUUAUGGUAUGUCAAAUCCUUUACAUAUACAUUAACAAUCGGCUGGUAACACAAAACAUAAGUACAGUACAUAAACCAGCUUAUGCUCGGAUGCAGUUCCAAAACUUUCUGAGCAUUAUGUUUAUAUAUUUCCAUACUACAAGUCACCAAGUAGCUAUGCUGCAGUAUUAUGACAUAUAUACACCCAUAUCAACAUUUCUUUUUCAAUCACUAGCAUCAUAGAUGAACUAGAGUACUAAAAAUUUGAGGUAACAAUCAGGGACUCCAAUGUACAAGAAUACCAAGUUUGCUAAUGUGAAAACAAAUAUAUGUACUAUUUAGUAGCCUUCAGACUGUUCCUCACAUACCAGAACAAACCGGUUGUAUUUCUAUUUGACUGCCUAGCUCCCCAGCAUAUUAUUGCCUAAAUAUUUAGCUUAUUCAGUACUCUGGGCUCUUCUGUCAUCAGACCUGUACUCUAACAAUCUUCAUUUUUUACUUAAUAAUCUCUUUAAUGAUUAGAAACAUUUACUUUGUUUUAUUAUGGUCCUAAGUGAGCUACUAUCACCCUAAAGUUCAUGGUGAUAUUCUGGUUCCUGAAAUGAAGCAAGUGAAGUAGAUAAAUGCUAAAAAAUAUACAUAGAAACUAGCACAAGGGGCUUUAACAAUACACCUAAAAGCAAAGACUCACUAAUGGACUACAGACCAGCUGAGUCUAUUCAAUUUUCAUUUUUAUUAAUAUAUUGUUCUUGGUUUAGAUGUUAACCAUCUGCAUAGUUUACAGUUCCCAUAUUUUUCAUAAAACUGAAAAAUUAGGAGACAACAUACUCUUAUGAGUAAUACACCUCAUUCUCUUACACAGUAAUAAUAGUUUAGGGCCAUGGGUAAAAAGUAGCACAAUGCAGUGACAAAACUAUUCAUACAUUUUGUAAUUAUUAAUUGACUGAACUUGUCACACUCUUGUCAGAUUAUCCAUUAAUUGACUGCACCUGUCACACUCUUGUCAGAUUACCAUGUGACAACCAAACAAUUGUCUCAAUCAUAUGAACAGAAUAAUGUCUGUCUGGAAUAUUUAUUUAACAUAAUGUUUAUAGGAAUCAUAUCUAUGCUGAUUUCCCAUCACAAUAAAGUUUCCAUGCAAUGAUUAAGUCAUUUGCUGCACUGAAAAUUAAUAAAUUUCUAAAAUGCUAAUGCAGUUAUUGAAAACUGUCACUUCAUUGCAAGCAUGGAAAAGUUACAAAAUAAUACAUUAAUAAUUCAGUACUUUUAAUAAAAAAUCGUUGCCAGAUAUCAAGGUAAUUAUUGUGAGAAAAGUCGCAUCUUGUCAUGUAUGCUUGAAAGGAGUGAAGAGGAACUGUUGCUAACAUAAUUACAGGGACUUUCAAAGGCUUCAACACUCAUUUUGAUAUCAAGGGCUUGAAGAGAGGAGAUAAACUGUUGUUCUCCAUCUGUAACUCUUUUCCCCAAACACAGUAUGAUGAGGCAUCCAGACUAGAAUGUAGAAAAAAUCAUAGAUUACCCAUGUAUUGCCUUGUUUCUGAUAUCCAUGUAAUUGUCAGGUCAUUGCAAAUUUCUAGCAA
Eriocheir sinensis (Chinese mitten crab) is the source of this 10960-nucleotide messenger RNA. RefSeq lists its product as uncharacterized. The record is from RefSeq and is a predicted model, not a curated record. NCBI's taxonomy places the organism in Eukaryota, Metazoa, Arthropoda, Malacostraca, Decapoda, Varunidae. The transcript has 10 exons. Bases 873 to 3611 code for a protein of 912 amino acids.